This is a messenger RNA of Haplochromis burtoni (Burton's mouthbrooder), 2761 nucleotides long. Its product is annotated as tripartite motif-containing protein 14. Lineage: Eukaryota; Metazoa; Chordata; Actinopteri; Cichliformes; Cichlidae. Bases 700 to 2178 code for a protein of 492 amino acids. The record is from RefSeq and is a predicted model, not a curated record. The transcript is spliced from 4 exons. Gene Ontology annotation, molecular function: protein binding.
GUUCGCAAAUGAAAAAAGAAGAAACGUGAAGCAGAUGUGAGUAUUUCAAUGAGACGCUGUUGUUAAGAGUAGAUUAUUGGAUUAACUCCUAACAAGCCUAAACAUGACCUGAGAUUUACCAACUACGUAUGAACGCGCUUUCUGUUUCUGUGAAAUCUGGAUUCAGAAAAUCAUAUGAUUCAAGUAUUUCUUUAAAAGGACCGAAUCAGCUGUUUAGACAGGAAAUGGUCGUAUUUUUAAAUGUAGCAGACUGAAUAUUAAUAUCUGUCAUUCAGAGCUCAGGAGAAAAUUACCGGUUACUUUUUUUCUGUCCAGAAGAAACAUUUUAGUUCCUGAAACAUUUUUAGAGAACAUGUAUUUUGUUAUUUGUCAUUGUUUAGCUAGAAUUGGGUUAGAGAGGAAGUAGUCUGAGCAAACUACCCCGGGUUCCCCUUUCACCAGACCAGAAGGGAUUUAGAAUCCUUGCUUUGACCUGGAAAAUCUCCCUUUGCAGGCAUCCAGAUGGCAUCCUGGUCAGACACUUGAAGAGCCCAGCUGUCUCCUUAAAAUCCUUUUAUUAGCAGUGCUACAGUCAGAAAUCAAAUGUAUCAUUUCCACACAUAUCUGUUCGUACAGGUGAUCCCCACAGCCUAAAUAUCAAUAUCUUAAAGAUUGCUGUGAACACGUCACAAGGAUUAAAGAGUUUCACAGAACAACAAAAUGAGCCACAGUGAAAAACCUUCAGAGCAACAGGAUGAGACAGAGACUGACAUACACGAGGACGACAAACUUCACCUAGAGGACUGUAACGGUAAAGAUGAUCAGGUGAGAGAUUUACUCAAGACGAGUCAGACGGAGAAAAGGUCGGUCAGACCGCUCACUCUUUUCAAAGAGGACUUGAGCCAGUUCAAGGAAGGACUGUUGAAAGUGUUCAAGGACAAAGACACAAAUCCUAAAACAACACAGCCACCAGAAAAGACGACCAGCACUCUGACUCUGCUCAAAGAGGACUUGAAUCAUUUGAAAGAAGACAUCUCCAGCAUCUUCAGAAUCGGCCUUUCAAAGGAGCAUGAAGACAAAGAUGGUGCUGCAAAGCUAGAUUCCUCCAACGCUGCCAAGAUAAAAGCCACUAAAGCUGAAAGAAGUGACGAGUCCCUCCUGAAUCUGUUCAAGAGAGGUAGUCUUUCAAAGAUUACCCCCAAAACAAACGAUAGUCAGGAAGUUAGGAAGACACUCCCAGUAAAGGCAGAGGAACAAACGGAUAAUGGAUUUAUGAACAAAAACUCAAUUAGCACCGAGGAAACUAAUAACAAUACGACGGAGAGGCUGAACGACUCAGACGACAGCAAGCUGGAUGCAAAUAUUUCCCAGGAGGUAACUGAGAGGAGGAAGGCUUCCUCUGAAACACAACAGAUCCAGGAGGCGAUGCAUGCAUCGGAGAAAGUUGAUCAGUUAAGUGAGAACGGGAAGGGGGGACAUGACUCGUCAGCGGCGUCAGGCGAGGAAGAGGAAGAAGAUGAACCUUCAGAAACAGUUCAGUGUCCUUUGAUGUCUAGGCUCACUUUGAUCGCUGUGGGAAACACCGACAAAGCAGACCUCAAGGAGUUGCCAGGAGGACACCUGUGGGCACUGAAAAACUUUGCCCACUACCUGACCCUUGACCCCAACACUGCCAACUCUGAGAUCCUUCUAACUGACAGUAACAGGAAGGCAACUCGUGUCUGGUCAGAACAUCAAUACUCAGAACAUCCAGAGCGGUUUGAGUUCUGUCCUCAGGUCCUGUGCAGGGAGGGACUGCUCGACAAGGUGUACUGGGAGGUGGAGUGGAGAGGUGGUGCUGACAUCGGUGUCACCUACAACAACAUCUCUAGAGAUGGAGACACGGUGAACUGCCUGCUGGGACACAACGAGCGUUCCUGGACUGUGGAGUGCGCAGAGGGAAGCUACACUCCGUGUCACAACAGAAAGAGGUUAAAGUCGCUCUCACCCGAGAACUUCACCCACAGAAUUGGUAUCUAUCUAAACUGGCCUGCUGGCGCUCUGUCCUUCUACUGCGUCUCUCAGGACAUGAUGGUCCACCUCCACACUUUCAGCUGCGCCUUUACUGAGCCACUGUACCCGGGGUUCUGGGUGUGGGCAUACAACGGCUCAGUGUCUCUCUGUCAUGUAGAGUUGGAGUGGGAACAUGCACUAAAGUGACAACAGGACGACCCCAGGAUACCCAAAUGAGACUUUUCUCCUGGCUGAGAGCAUCAUGUGGAGUUAUUCAUCAGUGUUACUCAUUGUUGGAGCAAUGCAGUCUCCCUCCAUGCUGUAGGAGAAGUUUUUCAGAGGUAGAUUGGGGGCGGGGUUUCAGAAGUUGGACAAUGCAGUGAGAGCAGAGAUGCAAAAACUAUACCCACAGCUUUGCAAAUAACAGGUUAUGUGAUGAAACAUCAAACUACAUUGAUAUAAACACGACUUCCUUAUUCUGUCUGAAUUCAUGCUGAUAUCACAACACUGGAUCACAGCAAUCAUGAAUACUAACCUUUCCUCCUUUUUUCUAGCAACAGAUUUUUACACAUUUCUGCUGUUGGUCACCCACAAGAAAAAAAAUCCACCAGCAUCAGACACCAGAAGCCUCAGCUGACCAAUCACAGCUCUUAUACUCGCCAUGUGACAUCUCUGCAUCCAAUUAAAGCGUCUACAGAAUUCAUCACUAACACAUUUAAUGCACAAAUAUCCUGUGGAUUCACACACUGCUGUGUGUGUGUUAGAGUGUACAGUAUAUCUGACCUGCAGC